Molecule: messenger RNA, 1499 nt
Organism: Schistosoma intercalatum
Lineage: Eukaryota; Metazoa; Platyhelminthes; Trematoda; Strigeidida; Schistosomatidae
Source: the annotation of a GenBank genome assembly
UGGAUAUUGAACGUACGAAUGUUAUGGUAAUACAAGCGAGGUGUUAUGAAUCUGAAUGAUUUGUAAACCACCAUUUGGUAGCAGCACAGACAGACGACGAAUUAACGUCCACCCAAGAUGGAUGAAAGAAAUCUUGUCCACUGACAUUGGUCCGGGUUCUUAUGAAUGUAAUGAAUCAUUUACACGGAAAAGAAACACCACAAACACUUUCAAUUUAAAAAAUAAUAUAUCAGGCUGGAAAAGGGAGUAUGAAGUGCAGCGUAAUGCCACCAUACCGAAUUUAUUCAGUCGAAAUCUAAAACUAUCAAAGGAAUCCCAGCAAAGAAAUCUUGGACCUGGUCGGUAUAACCUACCAAGAGAAAUUCAGACGAAGGGAACCUCAGAAUCCAUAGGACCCAUAAAUACAACUGCGGAUCGCUUUUCGGAACUCAGAGGAGUAAAAAUCAAGCCUUUUAAAAUUACUUUUAUGAAUUCUUUACUCAGAAUGAUACUCCAGGAGUGGGUACUUAUGGAAUGAAAGGUGAUCCAUAUCUUUAUAAAGAAUUAAUGGAUGCGAAACACAAAUCAUGUUGCACAAAAGGCUUAUUAGAAUGUGGUGGGGAUGGAAGUCGUUCUUUACCGUUGACAGGGUGUAAUGUUGCACCAGGUACCUACGAAAUCAAUGGUUUGGUACAGAAACUACUGGAUAAAAAAACCGGGAAACGCGGACCUUAUGAUUUGAUGACUGGACCGAGAAGCUUUACUUAUACUUCUGAAUACCCAGAACCAGGAACCUAUUCAUUAACAUCAUUUACAUCCAAUCUUUUGCGACCAGAAAAAAAGUAUACAGGGAUGUUUCGUAGACUUGUUGUUGAACAAAGAAAAAUGGAUCAGUGCUAUUCUGCUAGGAUGCAAAACGACCUCGUAAAAUCUAAGAUAGGACCAGGAUAUUAUGAUCCCAAAUAUCUAGAUGACAAGGAUAAAAGUUUUAAUCAUCAAGCUCCUCCAUUUUUGUCCAGCGCCUCUCGUAAUUCACACUCAAUAUUUACCAGUAGACAGAGUCCAGUUGGUCCUGGACGUUACAAUUCAGAAAAUUAUGAUCGGUCACGGUGUGUAUGGGGUGCGAUGUGUUCUUUUGACUCUACUUCAUCAGCACGUUUAAGUCUAAAAGAAACUUCAAAAUUAAGAGAGAGAUUACGUCCACUCAAUGUAACAUUUCAUGAAAAGUCACACAUCAACAACAACAACAGGCCACGUGCUAUUCCACUGAUUGCUUAACUGUCAAAGCUACAAAUGGAAGUAACGCACAUUUUAAAUUGUUAUAUUACAUACUGCACUGUUUUCAUCAACAUAAAAUAAAUAAAUAAACGAAUCAUAUUCCGAAAAUCAUUGCAGAAAAUAUGCUAAUAUUUAAUCAUUGUAGUGAUCAUUUUUAUACUUGUAGAUUAUACAUCGAUAAUCACGUCUUAUAGUAAUAACUUUAGUUCAUUGUUCACUAUUAUUAUUAUUAUUAUUAUUAU